GUUACAUAACCUGGGAAAUAAUAUGUUAUUUUAUUACCUACCUUCUCAAACUAUACUCUCAAGUCUAAAUAUUUAAUAGUAAUAACCAAAACUUGGCCAACAAUGGGAUAAACACUAAAUUUACUAUAAUAUAUCACAAAAAAUGUAAUUAGCUCAAAAACUAUAAAUUUUUAUAAAUACCCAUCAUGAAUUAUCUACAUCUAUCAUGUAUACAAAAUAAAUCAUAAUUUCACGCAUAGAUUAUAAUUUAUUUAAUUAUUCUUGCAUGACUAGGACUGCAAAAAGUAUUCUUGAAAACAUUUUCAGUGGAAAUGGGACGGGGCGGGGGGAUAUUGGACUUCUUGGUAUAUCAUUUUUUCUGUAUUUUUGUUAUUUGAGAACAGACAUACUGGAGAACAUAUUUGUAAGUGAUAUUUUCUUUUACCUUCCAGAUUUUAAUUCCAACAGCAAAGAUAUCUUUUUCCCUUGACAUUUGCUUUUUCUGAUAAAAUGCAAUUUGUGAUCGAGAAAAGACAAUUUUGUCCGUCUAAAGCCACACAAGUAUUGUGACAACAAUAAAUCUCCUGAAAGACAACAUCGAAGGCAUAAUUCAAAUUCCGACAACGAUGAUCGUAGAAAAAGACCAAGGCAAGUCAGAUGCUGAUCACGUAUGGGGUUCUAAAGACUCAUCUAGUAAAAAAAAAUCUGUAGUGAAAAAAGAAGAACCAAAUUUUGAAACUACUGGCAAGUUAGCUGAGGAUACAAAUAAGGCUUUUAAUGGCAUAGUUAUUAAGUAUAGUGAGCCAGCUGAGGCAAGAAAACCAAAACGACAUUGGCGAUUAUACCCAUUUAAAGGAGAGAAGCAAUUACCUGUAUUACACAUACACAGACAAAGUGGAUAUUUACUUGGGCGUGAUCGUAAAGUAGCAGAUAUACCGAUUGAUCCGUCUUGCUCAAAACAGCAUGCAGUUCUUCAAUACAGAUUAGUUUCUGCCAAAAAAGACGGACGCCAUAUAAGAUGUAAUCAGCCAUAUAUUAUUGAUUUAGAGUCGGCUAAUGGAACUUAUGUUAAUAAUCAACGUAUAGAUUCCAAAAAAUAUGUAGAAUUGAUGGAGAAAGAUGUCAUUAAGUUUGGGUUUAGUUCUAGAAAGUAUGUGCUUUUACAUGAACAUAGCACGGAUUCUGGAGAUAAUGAUAGUCUUGCUGAAGAUAAUUCCAAUGAGGAAUCAAAUGUAGCUUGAAUGCAAAACUUAUUUUAAGGAAUUAGGAAGUUUUCUUAAUUUUUUUAAACUGUAAAUAAAGCAAACGAAGAUCAAUGUUURAAUUCUUGUAUUUAAAAUAAUUACCUUUGCAUAAUUAAAUAUAACUUUUUUUA
Diuraphis noxia (Russian wheat aphid) is the source of this 1354-nucleotide messenger RNA. RefSeq names its product smad nuclear-interacting protein 1 pseudogene. NCBI's taxonomy places the organism in Eukaryota, Metazoa, Arthropoda, Insecta, Hemiptera, Aphididae. The record is from RefSeq and is a predicted model, not a curated record.